AAAUCCGUACUCGUUGUGAAAGUGAUACAGAAGAACCCAUCGCCCUCUUAGGCCAGACGCCAGUUUUUAAUGUCAAAACUGGCGUUAUCUAUAAGAAUAAUUUCUGCGCUAUCUGUAACAGUGACGUAGAUGAUAUAAUAAAGUGGAGACUUUAUCUAGAUUGUCCAUACAUUGUAAAAGACUACAUAAAGGACUUUAAGGUGAAAGACAUUCUCAAAACCAUGACAUAUAAUAAUCUUACCCAUAGCUGGGGAUUUUGGAUUGAACAGAAUCCCCAAGGGCGAACUUUUCAAAACUUGUGUAUUUUACCCAAAUUUUCCUGACCCCAUACCAAUGAAUUACAGGUUCUGCCGAGAAGACUUGAUCUCCGAAUGUCUUCCUAGUUGGCCAGAUGAGGAAAUGAUGACCAAGUGUGCCGCUUACAUGGGAGCUAUAUACACCCGAUAUAAUGGUUACCGCAAUGUCCACUGUGCGUUGUGCAACAAUGUAAGUGCCAGCAGUUUAAGGUGUAGUCCAUCCUCUAAACGAGAGUUUGAAGUGGAAAUAUUCAAUCCCAACGCCUUCUCCUUACUCUUUGAUAUAAACACCAAAAUGGGUGAGUACGUUGGUGAAGACGUUGUGUGCGAAGACGAAGAACGCUAUGACUUUCUUCUCAAACGUUGUGUAAACACUGUGUGCGGCCUACCUGGCUACAAGUAUGUAUCUGGCGAGUGUAUUCAGCUAUCAACAACAGUUCUUCCUGAUCCCUCCACCAGGGGCCAAAUAGACGUUUCCAGCAAACCCACACACUCCUUAGUUAAUGAAACAAAAAUAGACCAGUCCUCUGAGACAAACAAUACUUUGAAAGAAUGGGUGAAUGAUACAGAUGGAAGUUUGACUCGGGUCUUUCAAAAUAAAACUUCUAAUGAAACAUCUAAAUAUGCUCAAGAUUUUAUACACUGUUUGAAAGUUGUGCUUUAUAAAAAUGAAUACACUGUUUUGAAAAAUGGUGAUGUUUUUGUUGAAAAAUACGAAGAAAGUUAUAACCAAUCAUACUAUCUGAUGAAAGGAAAUAACGUACUGAUUUGUAAAAACGAAAAAAGUUCGAUAUCAAACAGCAAAGAAACGUUUUCGGUUUAUCUGGGAUACAUAAGCAACAUUGGUUUAGGAAUAUCGUUGAUUUGCCUAGUUCUUCACUUCGUUAUUUUUAUAUUAGUUCCAGAUCUCCAUAGUAUCUGUGGAAGAAACUUAGCAUCAUUAGCUGUGGCGUUGAUUAUUUCUUAUUCUUGUUUUAUUGCAGGGCAGUUUAACAUUCUCUCUCGUGCUGUCUGUACCAUCAUAGCAAUAGUGAUGUAUUAUUCCUUCUUGGCUUCGUUUUUUUGGAUGAAUAUUUUGGCCUUUGAUGUCUGGAGAACACUGCGCAUGGCCACAAAAGACCUUCGUGUGUCCAGUGGCAAACAAUGGCGUCGUUUCGUGUCCUACUCAUUUUACUGCUGGAUUGCUCCCAUUAUUAUUGUUGUUUUAUCUGUUGUAUUUGAAAGUCUCGAUGGUAUUCCCAUUGAAUACAGACCUGCAUUUGGCACGAGUCUCUGCUGGUUUAACCACAGGAGGGCGCUACUGGUUUUCUUUGCUACACCUGUUGCACUAAUUAUGCUGAUUAACAUCGUUUUUUUUAUUUUAAGUGCAGGAAUUAUUUUAGCUUCCACUAAUAAUACAGCUAAAUAUCAAGCCUCUUGUACGUCUCCGAAGAGAAAUUUUCGACUAUACACAAAGCUGUACAUUUUGAUGGGUUUAUCGUGGAUCUUUGGACUCGUUGCGGGAUAUUCUGGAUUGGAGAGCUUGUGGUACGUCUUUGUAGUUUUUAAUACACUUCAAGGAAUGUUCAUAUUUUUUGCCUUCUCAUGUACCAAAAAAGUAAGAAUGUACUUUGCCGACAAGAUGUCCAGUUUGACUAAGCCAUUUGCUUAUCGGACCACCAGUCUAAACUCUGGUUCUGGUUCUGGCUUCCAGUCACAGUGUACUCUUAACUCUCAGUUGGCACACCGAACUUCUUCACUAAACCACAUAAGCCUAAACCAUAGCAGCGUCCAUUAAUCGUUACAGUGUUCAUCUUAUGUUCCCUGAAGAGGUCGUUUCUGAUAAACCGACGGCUAUAAAAAAUGAUGAAAUGACUGCUAUUUGCAAAUAUAAUCAUCUGACAAUAUUAUUUUGUCACGUGCCAAAAUGCAACGCGAUUUGUAUAAAUUAACAUCUAUUAUCCCAAAGUUAUUUUUUCCCUUAUAAUUGUUUAAGUUGUAUGUAGAAUUAUGUAAAAAUACUUUUAUUUGAGAGCUUUCGGCUCUCUUAUCGGAGCCUUAUGAGCCUUAAGUUGUGUCAACAUGCAUUUCAGAAUUAUAUAUGUUAUACCCUUUUGCACUGGGUAUGUAAUAAAGUUACAUAGGCUUUCUUCACAUAGUUUUUAUUAGUGUUGUGAUAUAUAAAUACAGGUGAAGCAUCUUAUAUAAGAAGUGCAAAGUCAUGGUUGUAUAGUAUUAUUGCCGCGUUUUAAAUAAAGUAUACCUUAUGCAGACAAAUUCA
Limulus polyphemus (Atlantic horseshoe crab) is the source of this 2556-nucleotide messenger RNA. Its product is annotated as probable G-protein coupled receptor Mth-like 10. Gene Ontology annotation, cellular component: membrane. NCBI's taxonomy places the organism in Eukaryota, Metazoa, Arthropoda, Merostomata, Xiphosura, Limulidae. The transcript has a single exon. Bases 334 to 2073 code for a protein of 579 amino acids. Gene Ontology annotation, biological process: G protein-coupled receptor signaling pathway; cell surface receptor signaling pathway. Gene Ontology annotation, molecular function: G protein-coupled receptor activity. The record is from RefSeq and is a predicted model, not a curated record.